Messenger RNA from Diaporthe amygdali, 3063 nucleotides. RefSeq lists its product as uncharacterized. Gene Ontology annotation, cellular component: nucleus. Lineage: Eukaryota; Fungi; Ascomycota; Sordariomycetes; Diaporthales; Diaporthaceae. The transcript has 4 exons. Gene Ontology annotation, biological process: regulation of DNA-templated transcription; DNA-templated transcription. The record is from RefSeq and is a predicted model, not a curated record. Bases 1 to 3063 code for a protein of 1020 amino acids. Gene Ontology annotation, molecular function: zinc ion binding; DNA-binding transcription factor activity, RNA polymerase II-specific; DNA binding.
AUGCCGUCACACAUCGCGCAAGCAAGCGGCAUCCAUCCGGGAAUCCAACGUCGAGCUAGAGGCCGUGUUGUAACCAGCGUGCUCAGACCUGCCGUUGCGGAACUCGACUAUCACGUAUCUAGCUCUCUGAGCCACCGCGAACACACCACGCUUGGCUCUUCCGCUGCUCUCGCCUCACAACGCUUGCGAGUUGCGCAAACGGCUAUUGGAACAGGAGGGAACUUGUUGCCGUGCCCCUCUCUCGUCGCGAACCCGGGUCACUCCCAGCUGUUAGAGCUCGUGUCUAUUCUCUCCCCACCCGACCCGUCUGCCGAUGAAACGGCCAGCACACCUCCCGCCCCGUCUGUUCACUCCACACCGAAGCGAAAGUUCGAGGAAGCCUUUGUUGCCGGGUCCGGAGAGCCUCCGUCGGUACCCCCGACCCCAACAUUGCCACCUCCCCCGCCGACCUACCACAACCACUCCAUCAAGGGCUUCGUGCCGGUCGGCGGGCCGGGAGCUGGGCAUGGGCAGGCUUACGAUGAAAGCAGAAGCAGUGCAGGAUUUGCCGUCAUGAGUGGCGUUGAUGACAAAAAGGCUGUCAUCAAACGGCAGCCCAUGCGGUCGAGCAUUGCUUGUCUCCGAUGUCGAAAGUCGAAGAUUAAGUGUGACAAUGACGGAGGCUCCUCACCUUGCGAGACAUGCAUCAAACAAGGGAAGGAUUGCAAGUAUCCAGAAGCCACGCCCAUACCGCCCAAGCGAAGCGAUCCUCCCACUGGCAUCAAGACUGAGCGCGAUGCAGGGUCAGACCGGAAGCGUCUCAAGAAGAUCGAAGAUGUGUCGCGAACAGAAGGCCAGUAUUCGGCCGCAGCUCACGCUGAUGACGUUCUGUCCGCACACUAUCUUACACCGAAACUGUGGUCAGAGGUAUUCGAUAUCUAUAGGCUUCACUUCGCCACUGAGCUGCCGUUUCUUCACAUACCAACACUCAAGGAGAACAUGGGCAACAAGUUCAGGGCAAACCAAAAGGACGCCUCCCCGGACACUAACCUUGUGCUGCUCGGAGUUCUCACCCUUACAGCCCGAUUUCACCCAGACUUAGUCAAAUAUGCUACCCACACAGCCAGCUCGCAAGCCGGGGCUAUCAAGAGUCGGCCUCUACAGAACAAACCAGACUCAUCUGCUGCAUCCGAAUACUUUGCUGAGGCUUUGAGGAAAGCUUUGGGCCCAUUGGGCACAACCAUGACCACGGCCUCGGUAGAGAGGGUUCAAGCUUUCCUGAUGUUGGGCUUGUAUGAGUGGAGUCAAGUGCAGCCGAAGACGGGUGGUUUGGGUGCGUGGAUGUACGUGGGCGUCGCCAUUCGGAUGGCUCAGGCGCUAGGCCUUGGAUUCGGUGACAAACCCGACGCCAAGUCUCGAGCCAGAGCAAAUCGAUCCAGCAAGAGUUCAUCACCGAGGAUAGCUGCCUCACACCCGGAGUUGAUGAUAGCAAAGGAGAUAAAGAGGAGGACAAUGUUUAGUUGCCUCAUCCUUGACCGCCUACUUGCCUGUGGGAAGGAGCGCGUGCCAACCAUCAGAUCCGAGGACCUCCAAAUCCAGCUACCGUGCAACGAGUGGGCGUUUGACCUAUCGAAGGACGUGAGGACUGGAUUCCUGAACGGGUCACCCGACGAUCAAGGUCCCAGAGAUGUGGAGGACGACAGCGUGCUUAGCAGAUUCGUACGGCUAGUGGACCUUUGGGGUGAGAUUUCCAAGUUCAGCUUCGCUGGUGGUCGCCUGGUUGAGGUCUACCCUCCAUGGGAUACGCGAACUAAAUUCUUCCAACUUCGGAAGAAGCUCGAAGCAUUCUAUGCUGACCUACCAUCGACUUUCACCCUGUCGACAUCAAACUAUCAUAGGCAUGAAAAUCAUCAAGCGUCGAGUGUAUAUGUAUCUCUACAUAUGCUCGGUAGCGUCUGUCAAAUCAUGCUACAUCGCGAAUACAUCCCUUUCCUACCGAUUCGCUGCGACAGGCCUGUUGGUCCUCUGGACGAGCCAACUUUUCCGGCCGGCGAAUACGACAUUCCGAAAGGCUUCUGGGAACACAGUGCAGAGCAGGUCUUUAAGGCUGCCAAGGACAUCGUCGAUGUGAUCGAAAUAUGCCGCGAAAAGCUACCCAUGUCUGCACUGGUUCUUUUCACAAUCUGGACAGCGGCCUUCGUUGGGCAAUAUGCGUGGCACUUUCCACACAUGGAUCAGAAAAGGCACAUGCUAGUUGACGAUGACGAGGAUGGCAAUGUUUCUGAGUCUGAGAUGGAUAUGACAAAAGUCGGCCCGACCGGGAUCUGUCACCAAACUCUCGUGCGCUUCUCCGGAUGGCUGAAGAUGGCUUCAACUUAUCUGGGCUAUUUCAAGGAUCUGGACAAUUACAUGGCCAAGAUCAAAAUCGAAUACCACGGACUCGUCCACGGGAACAACAAAGCCGAGACCGCUCCCCAAGAUGAUGGCAAGCACCCGAUUCACGGCGGAGGACUGGAGGAAUGGAAAAUCCAGAACUCGAAGAUCAUCAACAACGGCAUGAUCAUGGCCGAGGAUGAUCGACACGGGCCAUACGAUUGCUCAGAUCAGUCAAGGGCAAGCCCAACGGAACGCGGGUCUCCGACGGGACCCGACACCCACCUCGCGGGAAAGACCCCGCGCUCCAUCCCGUCCAUGUUUACCGCGAUUAAUAACACAACCGCCGGGGGACGUCAUGAAGUGCUCGCCUUGGGAUCGUCACCGAAAAUUGAUGGUCUCUCAGGCUCGGAUUAUACGAGGGCUGGGCCUGUGCCCCAGGCAGGCCCACUUUCGCCACCGCCUCCUCCUCACUCUCUGUCUGGGACUCACGACCCGGACGUGAUUCCAGAGGCUCGAUUGCUCGACAUUCUUAGCGAGAAUGAGUCCAUGCGGAUCGCUGAAGCUCUAGAAGGUCUUGGUGGAGGCGACAUCCAGGGCUUCUCUUACGGAGAUAUACCAGAGGCCAUGCUCUUCGGGCACACCCUGCCUGGUCUACCGUAUGGGACUCUGAGCAAAUGGCAAAUGGCGGAGGAGACAGAGACGGGAUAG